CUUCAGUGUGGUUGAUUGUUUUGCGGGGGCGACUGUCAACAUUCCCGAUUGGAGUUUACGAUGAGCGAUCAAGAUGACUUGCCACAGAGCUCACAACAACCAACAACAAUUACCCCGCGAAGUUCCCUUGGUUCCGGAGCGGCUCUCUCUUACAGCAGCGGCUCGUCCAUCUCCCCAUCGAGCUCCAGCAGUUCCCAGGGCAGUGCCAAAUCGGCUGUGUCCGAAUGCCUGGGUGCCUGGCUGAACUACCUGCAGAUCAUGAACAACCUCUGCUCCUCAGGCUAUCGCCUGGCCCAAACCAUUUCCACCCUGGAGCAGUGGAUCAAUGCUGACCAACAGGCGCCGGGAAUAUUUACCGGAGCUGCCCAGCAUCUCACUACCACCCAAUUCACCAGCGCCUGGGAUGAUCUGGCCAGGGCUACUGUUGUAGCCACCAGCACGGUCAAAUCCCACAUCGUUACGGUCCUUCAGGACUACGUGACACAAUCCCUGAACACUUUUGAGCACCAGGAGGGUGAGAUGCAGCGCAUCAAGGAGCACAAUCAGCAGGUGGUCAUGGAGAAUGCCCAGACCAUGAUCAAUCUGCAGCAUCAGUUCUGCGUCGCCAGCUACGAUUCCUUCUCCCACCUCAUGUGCUGCUUUGUCUGCCAAGCUCCUGUCGGCUGUGCCCACGAUCCCGACUGCGCACUCCUACAGCCCCAACCGCCCUACGUCAAGCUCCCACAUGCCUCAUCUGACCCACGUUCCCAAACCCCUUCACCGCAUUUUGGCAGCGCCACCCGGGAAGCCACCACUUCCAAACCCUUCUCGCAGCAGCAGGAAAUGUACCGGAUGCCAAUUGAAGGGCGAGCCCUUCUGUUUGGAUCAGGAUCAACACAGAGUUCAUCUGACCACAGUUGCUCCCUAACCGGGACUGCGCUGGAGCAGACCCGAGGACCAUCCCCGCACCAUGACAUUCGCGGCCCAAGUCCAGUUCAGGGAUUUCUAGAGACCAUUCGUGGUCCAUUACCAAAUCCGGGCCAUCUGCUGGGCAUGAAGGCUCCAUUCUAUCGUGGUUCUCGCAGUCCCUUGAACUUUCCCAUGCUCUUUCCACUCAAUCAGCGACGCUGGAGCGAAGCUGCUGCCGGAGAAGUGAGUGGAGAGGCUAGUCUUGAUGCUGAGAGCCAGAUGCGACGCUGGUCGAUGCCCUGGGAGGCAUCCAAGACAGAUCGCAGUACAGUGUCAUGGCAUCAGACGCGACUGAUGCCCAUGUCAAAAUUGGCUGCAGUUCCCAUUUCCAAGUCCAGCAGUGACCGAAGUCAGAGCACCACACCUGAUUCGGUCUGGCAGUCUUCAGUUACAAGUCAGGACGGUCUGGCUGAAGCCAUUCAGCUCCUGUCUUGUCGUCCAGUCAGUCGCCCACAGUAUCCACCCCAACCACCGCCCCUUCAUCAAGUCAUGCAACAGCAACCACCGCCCUUCAUUGAGGAACCCCAUACUUCGCAAAUUCUCCAGAACAUUGGACCAUUCGGUUUGUGGCCCACCAUACCAAAUCCCAGUCUCCAGCGAGUCCAGGAGCGUCAUCCACCUUUUAUAAAAUUCCCACCGGAUAAGCCCUACGAUGGAAAUCCUCAGCCGCCUACAUAGAGACCAUUUGGAUCUCUCGUGGUCUCUCUAAAAAAACAAAUUAAAAAAAAAAAGAUUUCUACUGCCAAAGAAUUCUAAAUAACGAAUUUAGAAGAAUUUACUGUGGAUGGAUAUUUAACCAAGGAAUGUCUUUUGGACUUUUACAUGAGUCCCUCUUGUUGUUUUUUUUUUUUAAUUUAUAGUAGAUUGUUUUUGUUGGUGGAGAUAAAAACCAAAAUGAUGAAUAUUGUGAAAUUCGAAGAAUUUUUCUUUUGAUAAUGUUGCUCGACGUUGGUGUGAUAUUACAUAUAGCGAUAAUUGUUUAUCUCGCAGAGUAUUCCAUGUAUUAAUUUUUACUCCCUAUUUCUUACAAUUCUCACAUUAUACACCGAGUAUUCAAGAAACUUUGUAUACCACAAUUUAAGAUAAAUUUAUGCAACUAUAAAUAAGUGGAAUAAUAAAUCCGGAAGGAAUAAAGAUUGGAAGUAAAAA
Messenger RNA from Phlebotomus papatasi, 2097 nucleotides. RefSeq lists its product as uncharacterized. The record is from RefSeq and is a predicted model, not a curated record. Bases 61 to 1626 code for a protein of 521 amino acids. Lineage: Eukaryota; Metazoa; Arthropoda; Insecta; Diptera; Psychodidae. The transcript has 4 exons.